Molecule: messenger RNA, 947 nt
Organism: Ipomoea nil (Japanese morning glory)
Lineage: Eukaryota; Viridiplantae; Streptophyta; Magnoliopsida; Solanales; Convolvulaceae
Product: putative expansin-B2
Exons: 3
Coding region: 80-892 (270 amino acids)
Biological process (GO): sexual reproduction
Cellular component (GO): extracellular region
Source: RefSeq, a predicted model, not a curated record
CUUCACACAACUUGAGAAGUAGAAUAGGCAUACUUAGUAAGUGAUUUAGAUUUGCAAUUAAGUAAAACUAAUCACAAUAAUGCCUCAUUUCAUUACCUAUUUCCUACUCUUUUCUACUCUUUCCAUUUCUUGCUCUUCCUUCAAACACAAGCACUUCAAACCCAAGAACUUCAAGGUCUCCAAAUCCCAUUCCGAUUCCGGUGGCUGGUCCCCUGCCGGCGCCACAUGGUAUGGAAACCCCAAUGGUGCCGGGAGUGACGGUGGAGCUUGUGGAUACACAAACAGUGUAGACCAGCCUCCGUUCUCUUCCUUAGUAUCAGCUGGUGGUCCUUCUCUAUUCAAUUCUGGGAAAGGAUGUGGAGCUUGUUAUGAGGUUAAGUGCACGGAAAAUGCAGCAUGCUCCGGGAAUCCGGUGACCGUGGUUAUAACCGAUGAGUGUCCGGGAUGUGUAUCAGAAUCAACUCAUUUCGAUAUGAGUGGCACUGCUUUUGGAGCCAUGGCAGAUUCCGGCAAAGCCUAUCAGCUCCGCGAUGCCGGAGUGCUCAACAUUCAAUAUAGAAGAGUUGAGUGCAAGUAUCCGGGAGUAUCACUGACGUUUCACGUGGAUUCUGGUUCCAACCCCAACUAUUUUGCAGCUCUGAUUGAAUACGAAGGAGGCGAAGGAGUUGUGAGUAGCGUAGAACUGAAGCAAGCUUUGGACUCGGAUUCAUGGCUUCCCAUGCAAGAGUCUUGGGGUGCAGUGUGGAAGCUUGACGACGGCUAUGGACUAAAAGCGCCAUUUUCUCUCAAACUCACCGAUGACUCCGGCAAGACUCUCGUCGCCAACAACGUCAUUCCGGCCGGUUGGCAGCCCGGAAAAACCUAUCGAUCUGCCGUUAGUUCUUUUGUCUGACCAAGCUAGCUUAUAUAUAUAUAUCAAAUAAUAUUAAUGAUAAUGAUUAUGUAGU